Messenger RNA from Penicillium salamii, 1506 nucleotides. NCBI's taxonomy places the organism in Eukaryota, Fungi, Ascomycota, Eurotiomycetes, Eurotiales, Aspergillaceae. The record is from the annotation of a GenBank genome assembly.
AUGUCUACAUCGACCAGCUUCGAGGCCAGAGCCCCUGGCGCUACAGUUCCUCUUAUCAUUGGAAACAAAGAUGUCACAACACCAAAUACCUUCGAUGUGAAUAAUCCAGGCAAAGGCUACGUUGAGCACAUAUGCAGCACUGCCGAUACCGAGCAUGCUACGCUCGCCGUGGAAUCGGCCGAAAAAGCCUUCCCAGAGUGGUCUCAAACCAAACCAGCUACUCGCAGGGACAUCUUGUUGAAGACAGCCGAUAUUUUCCUUGCUAGAAAAGAUGAAUUCGUUGGAUAUAUGUGCGAAGAGACUGGUUCCCAACCAGACUUUGCAGAAUUUAUCUUGAUGCUUGGUGUGAACCUUCUGAAAGAUGUUGCAGGCAAGGUGUCAGGAAUCGAAGCUGCUUCUCCUGCCCUAGUCCAAGAGGGCACGAGCGCGCUUGUCUACAAGCAACCUUAUGGCGUUGUCCUAGGUAUUGCUCCCUGGAAUGCGCCCUAUAUUUUGGGCACACGAGCCGUGGCGCUUCCCAUCGCGGCCGGAAAUAGUACAGUUCUCAAAGGCUCCGAACUCUCACCGAAAUGUUUCUGGGCGAUUGGAGAUGCAUUCAGACAAGCUGGACUUCCCGAUGGUUGCCUAAACGUCAUUUAUUCCCGACCUGCAGAUGCCCCCGAGGUGACUCAAACUCUGAUAGCUCACCCUGCGGUCAAAAAGUUGAGCUUCACCGGAAGCACACUUAUCGGGCGUAAGGUUGCACUCCUUGCGGCGCAAUAUAUCAAGCCUGUCAUUCUGGAGCUUGGCGGAAAAGCCCCCACGGUCGUUCUCGAGGAUGCCGAUAUAGAGAAGGCAGCCCUUGGCGCAACACUUGGCUCUUUCAUCCACACUGGACAAGUCUGCAUGUGUACCGAGCGAAUUAUCGUGCACAGGAGCAUUGCCGACAAGUUCCGCGAAGCCUUGAAAGCCACAGUCAAUAAUGUUCUCGGCGGUCCAAGCACACAGCUCGUUGCGGUCAACCCAGCGGCCAUCACCAAGAAUAAAGACUUAGUUCGGGAUGCUAUCUCCAAGGGCGGUAAAGUCUUGAUCGGAGAUCUCGAUACCGAAGCAACUUCCAAUACCCGCAUGGGGCCAGUCGUUGUUGAGAAUGUCACCGAAGAUAUGGACAUCUACAAAACCGAGUCGUUCGGUCCGACCGCGUCACUUUUCGUGGUUGAAAGUGACGAUGAAGCGAUUAAGCUUGCCAAUGAUACUGAGUACGGCCUCAGUGCUUCUGUAUACACUGAAAGCCUAGCCAGAGGGCUGAAAGUUGCCAAACAGAUAGACUCCGGGUAUGUUCCCUCCUUGUGGUUUUUAUGGAUGUCUUCUAACGAGAUUAACAGAGCUGUGCAUAUCAACUCAAUGACUGUUCACGAUGAAGCAGCCCUUCCUCAUGGUGGAGUCAAGAGUAGCGGGUAUGGUCGCUUUGGAACCAAUAUGUUGGAUGAGUUCUUGUGGACCAAGUCUGUGACCUGGGUAGACUAG